Messenger RNA from Schistosoma intercalatum, 726 nucleotides. NCBI's taxonomy places the organism in Eukaryota, Metazoa, Platyhelminthes, Trematoda, Strigeidida, Schistosomatidae. The record is from the annotation of a GenBank genome assembly.
AUGACUUAUCAAACUACACAAUACAAUAAACCACUUGUUAGUCUACGUUAUAGAACCUAUUCCAACACCCUAUGUGAACAUGACAAAAACAAUGUACUCUUAGAAAAAGUCAAUAUACCAAAACUUGAUGAAGAAUGUGAGAAAAUUAACGUUAAUAUAAUAAAUUUAAGAAGAGUUCGACAUGAAAUGUGUUUAAUCUACCAACAGUUUGCCCAGUGUACAUUAUAUGAAAAUGAUGAAGAAAAAUUAAAUCAGGCAAUUUAUCAAUUGAAAAGUGAUUUAGAAAACUUCAACUGGAAAUUAGAAAGAUCCUAUCGUUAUAAAAUGAAAAUUAGUUUAUUGCCAAAUUUCCCAGAAAAUCUUACACAUUGUAAUGUGGAGUUAUUCAAUCGAAUUAAUGAAUUAUGUAGUGUUUUAAUCAAAACGUCGGAUAAUCUGCAGAAUCAUAUCCUGUCCUAUACAAAAAAUCUUUUGGACUACAAGUCAGAUUUUUUAAGCGCAGCUCAAUUUAGAUUCAUACAACCAAUAGACUUACAAAUAGAUGAUUCUCUAAAAGAUGACUCAAUAAUCAAUGAUCAAAUUGACAAAAUACGAACAUAUCAAACCAAUGUAAAUAAUUCACGAAUAUUAUUGAAUGAAGUAGACAGAAUGAAUCAAAGAAUAAAGUAUAUAUUUAGAAAUUUGUUAAAAUCUACAGCAGACUAUUUAAUAUCACCUAACUCUUGA